AUGGCGGGGUCGACUCUACAGAUGUCGGAGCCUAUGAGCGUCAAAGAGAUCUCAACGAUGGCACAGGACUUCCUUUUCAAUCCUUCUAUUCCGUUGAAACACUGGUUACGCACUGCAGAUGCUCUGCGGCGCGAGGCACUUAUCUACGAGCAAGAAGAGAACGACCAACAAGCCUACCUUUUACUGAUGCGUUACGCUGCACUCGUGACCGAGACGCUCCCACUGCAUCCCUCAGCCGGGGAACCUCAGUAUCGACAGGCACUGAAGGCUGCCCGGAAGUCCUUACCCGAUGUAAUAAAUCGGCUGGAAGCACUCAAGCCAAGGAUCAACUCGCGAUAUGGCGCAUGGCAGAAGGCUUUGGGCUCAAGAAGAGAGCCCCCUAUCGGCCUAGAACAGGGUAGACCGAAGCGGCGCUCACAGCUCGAUUAUGAGGCUUCGGAUCCUGCCAUUGCUGGCAGGUUAACAACCUUAGCCGCAGGGGAAAACAGCGACCUGGCCGUCAAGUUGGCACACAAGGAGAUAGAAAGGAGAACCGCCGUUCGGAAGGCUACGCGGCAGGCUGGGUUGUCGGGGGAAGCGGAGCAGCAAAGGCGGACAGCUGGGCUUUGGGACGACUGGGAAGCUUCUUUGACGAAUAAUGGUCAAAUAACAGCCAGGGACGAGGAUGACAUACGUCAAAAUAUGGAAGCUACACGACAUAGAAUGGAGGGAUCUCAUGACAACGUCGUAGAUGUAGCUAGACCACGGCCGAUGGACCGUCUACCACGCCCCGCAAGACCCGACCAAACAAGGAACGGCCGUAGUGAAUUCCGAUAUCCUUCGAUCCCCAAAUCACUACCGCUAAAAUAUGAAGAGGGCGAGAGAGAGCUAGAAUCUCGAUCUAUAUCACCAAGGGUGACCUACCUUCCGCCAAAACCUCCCAAAGAAAAGUUAGGUGAAUUGGCUCCUGCUCCGGUACCACCACGUCGACCAGAAAAUGCAACUGAAAUACGAGACGACUCUGGGAUACCCGGUUUAAAAGCCCCCUCUUCAUUCACUUUCAGACCCUCCGCCUACCUCGAGAAUGGCAACCCUCUCCGAACAGUGUUCCUCCCACCUGGCCUUCGAGAACAGUUUCUCUCCGUCGCUGCCCUAAACACCCAAAAGAACCUUGAAACCUGCGGCAUGUUAUGCGGUACAUUAAUCUCAAAUGCGCUAUUCAUCUCGAAACUGGUCAUUCCGGAACAAGAAAGCACCAGUGACACCUGCGAAACCAUCAACGAGGGAGCUUUUUUCGACUACUGCGCGGCAGAAGAUCUCAUGGUCUUAGGCUGGAUCCACACCCAUCCGACUCAAACGUGUUUCAUGAGUAGUCGUGAUCUCCACACGCAUUGUGGAUACCAGAUCAUGAUGCCAGAGAGCAUCGCAAUUGUUUGUGCGCCGACCAAGAACCCUUCAUGGGGAGUCUUUCGCUUGACUGACCCGCCUGGGAUGAAGUCUGUACUCAAUUGCCGUAAGACAGGCUUGUUUCACCCUCAUGACGAAGAUAAUAUUUAUACUGAUGCCUUGAGACCUGGCCAUGUGUUUGAAGCUGAAGGGCUGAAGUUUGACGUGGUGGAUUUGCGGCCAUAG
Molecule: messenger RNA, 1611 nt
Organism: Venustampulla echinocandica
Lineage: Eukaryota; Fungi; Ascomycota; Leotiomycetes; Helotiales; Pleuroascaceae
Product: JAB1
Exons: 3
Coding region: 1-1611 (536 amino acids)
Biological process (GO): protein K63-linked deubiquitination
Cellular component (GO): membrane; endosome
Molecular function (GO): metal-dependent deubiquitinase activity; protein binding; K63-linked deubiquitinase activity
Source: RefSeq, a predicted model, not a curated record